GGGUCAGGAAAGAUGGCGGCGGAGGAGAGCCGGCUGAAGCAGCGCUUCUGCCCAAACAGCGUCUCAAAAGCAGGUGACCAGGACCCCCGGGUCUGGAGCAGGGAGGAAGUGGGCGAGGCCCGGCCGGUGCAGAUCGUGGCGGCGGACGAGGGGGAGCACUCCUUCUCCCUGCAGGAGGCGGCGCUGGAGCGGCUGCUGCUGCAGGAGCACCUGGAGGGCCUGCAUGUGGUGGUGGUGUCUGUGGCCGGGGCCUUCCGGAAGGGCAAGUCCUUCCUGCUGGACUUCAUGCUGCGCUACAUGUACCGACAGUCGUCCACUUCCUGGAUGGGCGGCGAGGACGAGCCUCUGACCGGCUUCACCUGGCGGGGCGGCUGCGAGCGGGAGACCACGGGCAUCCUGGCCUGGAGCGACGUCUUCGUGGUGGAGAGGCCGGACGGCGGCAGGGUGGCGCUGCUGCUGAUGGACACUCAGGGAGCCUUCGACAGCCAGUCCACCGUCAGGGACUGCGCCACCCUGUUCGCCCUGAGCACCAUGACCAGCUCCGUGCAGGUGUACAACUUGUCCCAGAACGUGCAGGAAGACGACCUGCAGCACCUCCAGCUCUUCACUGAGUACGGGCGCCUCGCCAUGGAGGAGGUCUCAGAGAAACCCUUCCAGACUCUGAUGUUCCUGAUCCGGGACUGGAGCUACCCAUAUGAGCAUCCGUACGGUCUGGAGGGGGGGCGGAGCUUCCUGGAGAAGCGGCUGCAGGUGAAGCAGAACCAGCACGAGGAGCUGCAGAACGUCAGGAAGCACAUCCACUCCUGCUUCUCCAGCAUCGGCUGCUUCCUGCUGCCGCACCCCGGCCUCCGGGUGGCCACGCACCCGCAGUUCGACGGCCGGCUGCGAGAUAUCAACGAGGAGUUCAAGAAGGAGCUGGAGAACCUGAUCCCCACACUGCUGUCUCCGGAGAACCUGGUGGAGAAGGAGAUCGGGGGGUCAAAGGUCACCUGCAGGGACCUGCUGCACUACUUCAAGGCGUACAUGAAGAUCUACCAGGGGGAGGAGCUUCCACACCCCAAGUCCAUGCUGCAGGCUACCGCUGAAGCCAACAACCUGGCGGCCGUCGCCGGAGCCAAAGACCUCUACACCAAAAGCAUGGAGCAGGUGUGCGGCGGAGACAAGCCCUACAUCUCUCCGGCGGAGCUGGAGCGCCGCCACGCCGAGCUGCGGCUCGCCUCCGUGCGACACUUCCGAUCCGUCAAGAAGAUGGGCAGCGAGGAUUUCUGCCGGCGCUACCAGGAGCAGCUGGAGGCGGAGCUGGGCGAGGCCUACGCCAGCUUCAGCAAGCACAACGACGGCAAGAACAUCUUCCACGCCGCGCGCACGCCGGCCACGCUGCUGGCGCUCAUCCUGCUGCUGUACGUGGUGUCCAUGGUGACCGGCUUCCUGGGCGUCGGCUCCGUGGCGGCGCUCUGUAACCUGGUGAUGGGGGCGGCGCUGACGGCGCUCUGCGUCUGGGCCUACGUCAAGUACUCCGGGGAGUUUCGAGAAGUGGGCGGAGUCAUUGACCAGGUGGCUGAAACUCUGUGGGAGCAGAGGACUCCCAGAAAGGUUCUGUCCAAGCUGCUGGAGGUGGUCCGGAGCAGGGUGCUGGGGGGGGGCCGGGUCUCCGCCCCGCGGCCUCGGCUCGCCUCCAACAACAACGUGAAGAAGAAAAACUAGCGUCCCGCCGUCCCCGCCUCGUCCACCUCACUCUGAAGCUCCACCUCAUUCCUCCGCUCCUCCUCCUCAUCACGGUUCUUUGCCAAACGGACUUCACUGAGAGACUGUAGGACUACCAGAGCUUAUUUAUUGUCACGUCCCGGUGUGUGUGUGUGUGGAGUGUGUGGCUGUGAACGGACGACUGUAGCGUCUCCUCCUCCCUGUGGCAGGCGGAGAAAACACAUUCCUGCUGUGUGUGUGUGUGUGUGUGUGUGUGUGUGUGUGUGUGUGUGUGUGUGUGUGUGUGUGUGUGUGUGUGUGUGUGUGUGUGUGUGUGUCCGUGUCCUGAUGGUUUGUUUUUCUACGCUGCAGGCCGUGCUGGGCGGCAGGGCCUGCAGGGAAUCUAUACAUAUAUAAAUACGUCUUUUCUAGGCCUUUUGUAGCUGAAGCAGACCAGAUCCAUCAGCUCACCAAAUACCGAGGAAUGCUCUGUUCCAAUAACUUUAUAUUUAUAUAUUUACCCUCACACACACACACACACACACUCACACUCACACACACUCACGUCUUCAAAGUGAUUUCCGUUAAUUUCUUUUGAGGUUUUAAGACUAUUAAACCAAACUCUUGAAACACA
This is a messenger RNA of Salarias fasciatus (jewelled blenny), 2317 nucleotides long. RefSeq names its product atlastin-2. The transcript is spliced from 14 exons. The record is from RefSeq and is a predicted model, not a curated record. Bases 13 to 1704 code for a protein of 563 amino acids. Lineage: Eukaryota; Metazoa; Chordata; Actinopteri; Blenniiformes; Blenniidae. Gene Ontology annotation, molecular function: GTP binding; GTPase activity.